CAUAUCUAAUAACAGUCGACUUUACUGAUAACAAACGGAUACAGGAUGUGUGAGUAAAAUCAUACUCUGCAGAUUUGUGUAAUUAGCAUUUAAGGGACAUCUUUAUUACACGUGACUUUUGUAGCCCUGGUCGUAGCAUGUUCUUUGGCUCUGCUGCCUGAUAAUGCGUUUGCAAACAUAUGUGUGAGAUUAUGUAGAAGAGAUAUUUCACGUUGUUGUCCUCAGGUAAGCUAGUUAUGCACUUCUUGUACCUAGCAGGCGUUUGUUUCAGCCUAGCUUUUGGGAAAGGAUGACCCUGAAAUGGAGUAUAAUAACAUUGCAAAGUGAAAUUCUUAAGGGAUUAAACUGUAAAAUAUAAUGUUAACAGAUAAAGUGUGGUCUCCCAUGGAAAGCAUCAUUAAUCAUUAGGCUCGUAUGCAUUUCAUCAGACUCGUGGAAGGCACGAACGCUUCUGGGGCUGGUCCUCGUCACGACGGCGACACAGGAGGGUCUUGGCGAACAUCGCAGCUGUGAAUACGGAAGAAGACAAACGGCAAGGAAUAUUGUAGAUAUUGCUACAAGAGCCUCAUACCGUAUAGAGAGCUUCAAAGAUGACUUCGUACAAAGUAUCCUAGGCAUGGACUGGAAUACAGCCAACCACUACCUACCCCCUGGCCAUGUCGAAGAUGAAUGUCUCCCUCCUCCGCCACCUUCUCCGGGCACGUACUCCGUUCAGGCCUUCACAGACGAGCUUGUGCGCACGUACUCCAUGAUGCAGAACUACAGCACGGCUCUCCACCACCUCACGCUCGACCGAGUGCUUAAUAUAAUCCAGACCACAAACUACAAUGAGGAUGUGAGUGAUGUCUCUGACUACCUGGACCUUCUCAUGAACCAUCUGAGACAAGGCAUCACCUGCCGCAACAGAAGUCCCGACAAUCAAGAGACAGAGAGAAUCAUGAAGAGAAUAUACAUCGAUAUCGGCCCGGACAGGCACUCGAGGGACUUUGCCAUCCUCAGGGACACCCUCGAUGCGCUCGGGCACUGUAUCGAAGUGUUCGAGACUUUCUCGUAAAAUCUUCAGAAUUUUCUUUGUAAAUCGCAUUUUUUCUAAUGCGAACUGAAUGUUAAUCAAUUACUUUAGCUAUUUAUUGUAUUUAAGGUGCCAUUCGCCCGGUACAACAGCAGAGUGGUGUUGGUAAUGUAUUGUAUUUAUGGUU
Molecule: messenger RNA, 1199 nt
Organism: Penaeus chinensis
Lineage: Eukaryota; Metazoa; Arthropoda; Malacostraca; Decapoda; Penaeidae
Exons: 2
Coding region: 617-1054 (145 amino acids)
Source: RefSeq, a predicted model, not a curated record